Molecule: messenger RNA, 2073 nt
Organism: Corticium candelabrum
Lineage: Eukaryota; Metazoa; Porifera; Homoscleromorpha; Homosclerophorida; Plakinidae
Exons: 2
Coding region: 1340-1903 (187 amino acids)
Source: RefSeq, a predicted model, not a curated record
GUAUGUUAAUUUUUCACCACCAUUACACGACUGAAGAAUACUAUUGGACCUUAGGUAGUAGAGUUGUAGUAAUUGUAAAUGGUGCAGACAUUGGGUGUUUUGAAUUAUUCUUUAUUGCAUUUGAGAGUAAUGCAGUGAGGCAGGAAAAUUAUUGGGGUUGUGGCCCCCUUUGUUCCCAUGGUAUCUACGCCUAUGUAUUUGGGUGUAGCUUGUCAACGAUAGAGUAAACAGCUCGCGUCAUUCUGACAAAUUACGCAAAUGAACUGUGGCAUAAACUCUACCAUUGUAUUAAAUUAAUUGGUAUCCAUGCAAACUAACUUAAUCAACCAAGGUAACCCUACAGUACCUCUAUGGUACCUUAUUGUUACUUACUCUAGUAAAUCUGGAAAGCCUCGGUGACUUAUGCGUUACAGUUCUUGUGUAGCAACAAAUUGAGUGCAAAGUUAGGACGAUCAAGCCACAGCCCUUCUUGCAGAUUAGUUUAACAACAUGCAGUUUACAAUCUGCUAGCCACUGGACAAGUGCCAGGUGUGCUCUACAUCUGUCACAAACCUUUUGUUGUACUGUCUAGUCAGCCAUAUUUGUUGAUUGCUAUGUACUUGUAAAAUUGUAAACCCAGACUAUUUGCAGUGAUCGUACAGACAGCAUUCACUUUGACAGUCACCUAUAAAGAUCUGAUGCAAUUAUAGAAUAAAGGAAGAUUUGCGAAACAGAAAGGAAACCAGCAGUGUACCGCAUGAAGAAAGAUUCAGCUAAUUGGACUGCCCUGGAAGCGUUCCAGUUCGUUUUCAAGACAAGUGUUCUAAAAUAUGACUCAAAGUUCACUAUACAGUGAUACUGCAAGUGAACCUCAUACAGACACACGGUAGACUUUAUCUCUGUCGUCUCUAUGAAAAUGACUUUUGGCUGAAGCGUCAUGUGUUAAUGGACUUUUUUUGGAAACAAUGAUGUGGAAAACAAGAGAUACACAAUGCUUCAGUUUUACCUGCUUGCCAUAUAUAUAAACUCAAUAUUAUACAUCAGUUCUAGCUCUCUACCAUAUAUGAACUGGAGAUUAUUUUUGUCCCUAUUUUUGAUAGAUUAACGAUUGAAAUAGAACGUGGUGUUCGGGUAAAAUAGACCAUUCUGGACGUUUAGUCAGCAUUUCACACCAGAUAAGGUGAUUCGAGUAAAACUAUUACAACAAACUGAAAAUUUCGGAAAUUGGAGAAGGUGGGCCGGGAAUAUGAGGGGACCGUCCAUGGCGUAUAAAAAUGGGUAGCAGCAACAGCCAUUCCAUCUGGCAAAUCUACAAGCUUCGAAUCAGUUUACUUCAAGUGUGAUUUUAGUCGAGCAGAAGAUGACUGUCAAGAUUUUGAGCAUAUUAGCUUGUGCGUCUGUGCUACUUACCAAUCAGGCGAGCUUCGCAUAUUUCCGGCGUGUCUCUAGGCAUGGUGCCAUUCCUACUAAGCGACAAUGCCACAGACCUCAGUGGUUGCAGGAAGAUGGAUGCUAUUUGGAUCGUAGUGACGAUUCGUGUCCGCUAAAUCAUACCUACGAUUGUAAUUCAUUCUACUUCGGAUUGGCUGGUCCGGCUCCUCAUUCACGAUCUAAAGAAACAUGUAAAGUGGGUGAAGUAUCAUACAUGCUGUCGACCAAGUUCAACAUCAAUAGAGGGUACAAGUCUCUUUGUGAGUAUGAAGUCGUCUGCUCUGCAAACUCAAGACAAAUUCCGUCGACUUACUGGAAUGCAAUCCUAACGAACGAUACUGCGUGUAAAGCGAAGGAGGUUGGAGGUUUGUGUGAACCGAUUAAUCACGAGCUGAAGGUUAUGUAUGACCUCGGGUGUGACUCGAACGUGGGACAGCACAGGUACAGGCUCGAGACGGUGACGGCUGUAGUUGGGUAUGUGUGUGUGCUAUAGCCGUAUUCAAUCUGAAUUGAAGAGGGGAAAUCUUUUUAGUGAGGAUUAGAAACCGGAGUAACUCUGUCAAGUAGUUUAGAAUGAUUGGGUGUUGUAGUAGCUAGAUGAAUGUACUGUUUCUAUUUUACGUCAAAGGUUUUUUUAAUGAGAAAUAUGUAUUAUAGAAUGCA